AUGUACAAAAGCCGACUCCACUUCAUCGAGGUUCUCGCAAACUCGCUGUCCCGUCCCACUAGCGACUUCUACAUGCUGUCCAAUUCCGAACUGCUCGCCCUUGGCCGAGAACACAGCCACCACUUCGGAGAGGCGGGAGAGCUUCCCGACAAUUGCUACACUGGACUGGCGAGGCGGGUGCUGAAAGUCCUGCAACACUUCAACUAG
This is a messenger RNA of Apiotrichum porosum, 207 nucleotides long. RefSeq lists its product as uncharacterized. Lineage: Eukaryota; Fungi; Basidiomycota; Tremellomycetes; Trichosporonales; Trichosporonaceae. Bases 1 to 207 code for a protein of 68 amino acids. The record is from RefSeq and is a predicted model, not a curated record. The transcript is spliced from 3 exons.